Scheffersomyces stipitis CBS 6054 is the source of this 1957-nucleotide messenger RNA. Its product is annotated as Mnn23p. The transcript has a single exon. Gene Ontology annotation, cellular component: Golgi apparatus. Gene Ontology annotation, biological process: mannan biosynthetic process. The record is from RefSeq and is a predicted model, not a curated record. Lineage: Eukaryota; Fungi; Ascomycota; Pichiomycetes; Serinales; Debaryomycetaceae. Gene Ontology annotation, molecular function: alpha-1,2-mannosyltransferase activity. Bases 106 to 1785 code for a protein of 559 amino acids.
AGAUUACCAAAAGCCAAAACAAGGUUGGCUAUCACGAUCUUUAUAUUGAUAUUUCUAUUCAUAACAGCCAGAUUUUCCUCACACAAACGGUAUGAUGUCAAAGUAAUGCAAGAUAAUGAAGUUAUGGUAGGUGAUAUAGAGCGAUUGUACCAAGAGCAGCAGAUACACGAAUUGAAGCUCAACGACGUCGAUAUUCCAAUUAGUCCGGAAGAAUCUCAUCUACAAGAGAAAAGCAAGAAUGUAUUACUUUCUCAAGCAUUUUGGAACAAGAUAUUUACAAUUAUUUCUGAAGCUAAGGUGAACAUAACAAAGGAUGAUCUUCCCAAAGCUGUCAAGUUUCUCGCCAAGUCUGAGCAGAAAGAAGGUCCCAACACAAAGGAAGUAUUACUUUCCAAAGCUGAAAUAUCAGACGACGUUUUUAAGGAAUUUAAAGAUAAACACGAUCAAUUUUUAGAUGUGUUACCUUUGAAGAUAUCGGAAAGUGCUUACAAGAAAGGAACUAGAGGGGUUGUUAUGGUGGGUGGAGGUCGGUUUUCAUGGCUAUCCUAUCUAUCGUUGAUAGCCCUACGUGAGACAGGAUCACAGCUUCCAGUUGAGAUUGUAAUGCCAAAACUUCAAGAUUACGAGAGAGAAUUGGAGUUUUGCAAUACAAUUUUACCAAAAUUGAAAGCAACUUGCGUUGUUCUACAUGAGACUUUGGGCGAUGAAAUCAUGGAAAAAUGGUCAUCAAACUUUGCUAACUAUCAAUUCAAAUCGUUGUCCCUACUCAUGUCAUCUUUUGAGCAGGUUCUUUUGUUAGACUCCGAUAACAUCAUUCUCUCUAACCCUGAUUCAAUCUUUGAAACCAAGUUAUUCAAAUACUAUGGUAUGAUUACCUGGCCAGAUUAUUGGAAAAGAACUAUAUCUCCCAAAUAUUAUCAGAUUGCUGGAAUCGAUGUGAACGAGAGAAAGAGGGUUAGAUUCAAUCGUUUUCCAUUGAAUGUAGCUACAUCUCCCGGAGAGAAUGUUGACCAUGAAGAUAUGAACAACGUUCCAUUCCAUGACUUAGAAGGAGCAAUGCCAGAUUUGUCUACAGAAUCUGGUCAAUUGAUAAUUGAUAAGUCUAGCCACGGGAGAACGCUAUUGUUGGCAUUAUACUACAAUAUGUAUGGACCCCGGUUGUACUAUAAAUUAUUCUCCUUAGGAGAACAAGGUGAGGGCGAUAAGGAUACCUUUGUAGCAGCUGCAACCGUCACACAUCAAAAAUUUUAUCAGGUUAAAUCUUUCAUUCAAACAUUUGGCUAUCUUGAUUCCGAGGGAAGAUUUCAAGGAGUUGCUAUGGGUCAAAAGGACCCACUUACAGAUUAUGACAAGUUCCAAGAUAAAGCAUUGAAACCUAUAUUUAACGAAGAGAGCAACCCAAAAUCUAUUCCUGAGCAGAUAGACAUACUUCAGGGCGUUAUGGACAACGAUUUUAGCGACAACAAUGGAGUUCCAAUAUUUGCAAUUCAUUGCAACUAUCCAAAGCUAGACCCAUUACAACUACUUGAUAGGGAUGAUCUCUUCGAUAAGGAAAAAAACCGUUUGAGGUAUAGGUUAUACGGUUCAAUGAGUUAUAAGAAAUUCAUAACUACCAGUAGUGGAGAGAGAAAGCUUGCAAAAAUAGAUUUUGAACAUGAACAGUGGACGCACAUGCGGUCUAUUUUAUGUGAAGAAAAAUUACACUUCGUCCAUUUUGACAAACACAAUAUGGACGACAUAUGUAAAUUUAUUAACAACCAAGUUGAAUUUUUAACAGCUGAGUAAUUAAGAAAGACUGUGUAUCAAUUUCAUACUCAGUAUUGAGAAAAAACAUAUGCUUAACUUGACAUAUAAGGGUGAAAUGUAAUAAUUAUGGCAAUAUUUUGACUGUCCAAUACAUUAAGCUUCACCAGAAAAUUAGAGUACUUUCUAUAUAACUUAACCAUAAGCUUUUUAU